Messenger RNA from Besnoitia besnoiti, 2691 nucleotides. RefSeq lists its product as uncharacterized. Lineage: Eukaryota; Apicomplexa; Conoidasida; Eucoccidiorida; Sarcocystidae. Gene Ontology annotation, cellular component: preribosome, large subunit precursor; nucleolus. The record is from RefSeq and is a predicted model, not a curated record. The coding region runs from base 1 to 2691 and encodes 896 amino acids. Gene Ontology annotation, biological process: ribosomal large subunit biogenesis. The transcript has 4 exons. Gene Ontology annotation, molecular function: protein binding.
AUGGAGUUUCUCGUCGGCGACGAUACGGGGUUGCUGAAGAAUGUCAGCACCCGGACCAGGUGUACGUACACCUACAAAACAUGUCAACAGGACCGGAAUGAAGCCAUUUUGGCGGCCUGCUGGUCUUCGCCACAGCUCGUGUCCGACGAAGUCACGAUCGGUCGCCGCAGCGGAGUAGUCGAGGCGGUGGCGCUGCCUCCGCCGCCGGCUGCCUCCUCUGCGCUAACGGCUAAAAUGUCCAUUCCUUGCGGGGCGAACCCUGUUCGGGCGCCGCACUACGCCCCGCGUGCUUUGUCUUGUUCUGUCCAGCCUCUUCGCUCGAUUCGGAUGCCGGCGCCGUGCGUGCAGACUUCGCUGCUUCACACUCCCGAGGUGCGUUCCAUUCUCAAUGCGUCCCUGAGGGAGUCGCUCGCGGCAGACCCCUACUUCUCGCUCUUCCACAGCCCCGCCUCUUCGCCCCUCGUGCCGGCGGAGUCUCCGUUCUUCGGCUCCGCGCUCCCACAACUCUUCUGUUUGGAUCAGGAAGGGCACGCGUGCGUGGUGAACUGGGAUGGCGACUUCGCGGAGGAGCUGCAAGUUCUCGCCACCGCGGCGGAUGAGAAGGUGGAUUUUGACGAGAGUGAGGGCACUCUGCGGCUGAAGAAGACCCGCGAAGACGUGUCGCCAGAGAGCGCUGACCACACCGGCGCCUUGUCGCGCGUGUCGGUUUACGAGAUCUCCUUCCCCUCUGUUCCAGCGUACAGCCACCCGUCGCCUGUGAGCGUCUCGGGGUCGCUCCGCAGAGUAUCGUCUCAGCCGCGCGCAGGACCGCGAGUGAAGCAGGAAGAGGGCGCGUCCGCGACCUCCGCAGCGUCCUCUUCUUGCCACGUGGUCGCGGGCUGGCAGCUGGCGGGCCCGGUUGGAUGCGCGACACCGAUUCACCCGCUGAUGCCCGAUCGCUUUGCGUUCGGCGGGAGGGAGAACGAAGUCAAAGUCUUUGACUUGGCGCGGGGCCGCUACGUCUGGGCGGCGAAGAACGUCAAGCAGACGCUGCUUCAGCUCCGCGUGGCGGUGAAUCCGACGAGCCUCGCCUGGCUGCCGCGCGUCCAUCCGCUGGUGCUCGCGGCGGGCACAGCGCGCGGCGCCGUCAGGCUCUUUGACCUCCGCUGUCAGCGACGCCCGGUCUACGAAGUCGAAAACGCCUGCCGUGGCACACACGAAACCGUGGAGAAGCGCGUCAUCACGGCGAUGGCGGCGGAGGAAGUGCGCCGCUGCGGCGCCGGCGGCCUCUGGGACAUUCUGCAGGCGGUGGAAACCGCCCGCGCGCAGCUGAGCGACGCGGGCGAGGACAGGCGACCGGCCGCGCCGGCUGCGAGUGAAGCCGCUUCCACGCGAGUGAAAGUGAAGCAGGAACCGGAAGAGGGUGAAAAAGCCAGCGAGCUUUCGCUCGCGAAGGGGGCGAGGGGCAAGGGCGCCAAGAAGCGAACGCGCACCGCGCAAAGCGAGACGCAGGAGGGUGCGAGAGACAAGAAACGCGCACAACUGAAGGCUGAGGGGCUGGGCGCCGAGGAAGAAAGGCAGAGCGCCCAGUCGGCGGCAGAGACCGCGGAGGAGAGCGAAGUGUCUGACGAGGCGCUGAAAGCCCAACUGCGGAGCUUGUAUGGUCGCGACAGGACCAAACUGUACUUUGCAGACAGCUGCGGCGCGGUUUACGUCCACUCGGUUCUGACUGAAGACGCGCUGAUGCGACAGAUCGACAAGAACGUGCAAAAACACAACCGGACGUCCUGCUGCGCGACCCUCAGCGAAGACGAAGAGGCAGAGCGCUGGAGCUCGGGAGCCGCAGCAGCGCCUGCGCAGAAAGAGUCGAAAUGGGCAGACCCGCGCAUUCGCCACAAACUCAUCCUCGCGUUCCAAGAGAAGGCGCAGGGGAAGUUGUCUUCCAAAAAAAAACGCCUCCAGGCUGUGCACGUCCCCGCUCAACGGGCCGCAGUACGCCACGCUCUUCACCGGAGGAUUCAAAGGCACCAUGGGCGCCGUCGUCGCUCUCGUUGUCUCAUCACGUGCUGUCCUUUCUUCUCAGCUCUGACGGAAGACGUGAGCGGCCGCCUUCUUGUCGGCGUCGGCUACGGCAGACACGCCUACGUGUGGCAGACUGCCUCGCGGAAGCUUGUCGACAAGGUCUAUUUGAAGCAGAAGCUGCUUGCGGUGUUGCCAGGCAGAAACUUCCUCCGCGCAGAAGAGGAAGGCGGCUCCAACAGCAAGUGUUCGGAUGAGGAGGCGAGCGACGGCGAAAGCGCGGAUACAGACGAAGAGGAGAACGAGAAAGACGCAAAAAGCGAAGAAGGGGAGGGGGAUUUUGUAGAUGGAGAAAACUCCGAAGACGACGGAGACUCUGAAGAUGAAGAAGGCUCUGAAGGCGAAGGAGACCUUGAGGGCGAAGGAGACUCUGACGAUGAAGAAGGCUCUGAAGGCGAAGGAGACUCUAAGGGCGAAGCCGAUAGCGACGGCGAGGAUGAUGACUCCGAGGGAGAGGAGGAAGAUUCUGAAGAAGACGAUGCAAGCGACGCGUCUCUCGAGGACGUCUCCAGGCGAGGGAAGGGGAGAGGCGCGUCGCGCGGCGGAGAGCGGAAAGAAGGGCGACAGAAGCGCUCGCGUCAAUUCGGCGUAGGGGGCAUGGGCGCGAAGGGGCGGAGAGUCUCCCGCGCUUAA